GCAGCUUAUUUCUCCCCUGCAGACUGACUCCGGUUCACUCCAAUGGAGAUCUCAGGCAUAAAAGGAGGAGACGGUAGGGAUUCGUUCGGUUGACUAAGAGAAAAACAGAGAAGGGGAGAGAGGGGAAGAGGAGGUAGAAAGAAGAAGAGGUGGUCGUAGCUAGAGGGGAGGGGAUAAAGGCCAAAAGUGAACGAACGGCGUUAUAUUCCGGCGACGCCGACAUCUACAACUAGAACAGUGCCGAUCCGCGCUAGCGGAUGAACGCGGGAUCACGACAGCCGCGUCCCAAUAAACAAGAAGAGGCAUAAAACUGGCGUGUUCCUCCUCCUCCACCACGAACGCCGACAAUAAUUUAAUAAUUUUUUGCGAGUGUCUUGUGUUUGUGCGACAGUUCUAGUGUCCGUGUUCUCUUCUCUCAUCGCCGAAUGAAAUCCAGCGUGACGCCUGCAAGAGCGGCCAUUCAUUAUCAACUCAAGUUCAUCGCAGUGGAAGCUAAAAAUAACAGCAUAAUAGUAAACGGAAAUUUCUUCUCAUUUGUUGGCGAACAUCCAAACCACCGUCGCUAAAAGUUAAAAGAAAAACAGUGCUGCUACAGUAACUUAUCUCAUUCAUUCAUGCCUGGCAUCAUCGUCUUCCAACGAAGAUGGGGCGUCGGCAGCGACGAUCUCGUCGUACCCGGAAUCUCACUCACGCUUAUUCACGCCAUUUGGUUGAUUGUAGUUGCAGUCACGCUGGGACUUGACAACGAAUACGGGAACAACGGAGGCGUAAACGAAAAUGAUGCCUGCGAAAAUGUUCUCCGGCUCUUGCUCAUCAUCAAAACAGCUCUUUUGGGCGUGUCGCUAUUGCUGGAAAUCUCCAUGGCGUGGCUAGCUCUGCGCGGCACCAUGUGGAACGUCCAUCCUCGACGCUUUAUGGAGUACGUGCUCUACAGUCGAUUACUUGUUUUAGUAGCUGAAAUGGUCUGGUCGUCGUUUAGCAUCGUCUGGCUCCACGGUUCAUACAUCGCGUGUCCGGCAGGCAUGGACAAAGAAGUUCUUUUAGGUUCAGUCAUUUGUGAUUUGUGCGUAGCACUUAGCGUGCUCAUCACCAUUUGGUGCACGUUCGACCGUGCCGGCCGUUCGUGGGUUAAGAUGACGCGAUUCCAGCGGAGCAUGAAAGAAGGGGAAACAAAGUAUCACUACAAACGAUCAGGCAAUCACAGACCCAACUGGAGGCAGAGGAAAGUGAUGAGGACUUACCAAGAUACGUGGAAUCACCGAUGUAAGAUCCUCUUCUGUUGUAUGAGCCGCUCUGAUCAAUACAAGGAUUCCUUUUCGGAAAUUGCCCGCCUGCUGACGGAUUUCUUCCGCGAUUUGGAUCUCGUGCCGACGGACAUUGUGGCCGGUCUCGUUCUGCUCAGGAAACAACAGAAAAAAUUGCAGGAAACGCUAGUCACUCAGGACCAAAACGACAUUUACGAGUUCUUGUCGGGAGUGGCUGUCACUUCCAGGACACGAUUCCUUUCCUUGCACGAACCCGACCAAUUGGAAGCUUUCCAAUUGACUGCCCAUUACAUGAAAUUCGCCCUGGCUGCUUACGGCUGGCCCAUGUAUCUGCUGGGCCAUUCCAAGACUGGAUUGUGCCGUCUCGUAUCUCACAUAAGAUGCUGUUGUCGCUGCGGGGGCGGUUCACCAGUUUCUUCCGACGUUGGCGACGUUUUACCUGUUGUGGUGGGAGAUACGUGCAGCGGAUGUCACCUGGCCGCGUUGAAACAGUCCAUCGGGCAUGUCGACUACGAGGUCAUAUUUGCUUCCUUCCACGUCGACGUGGCAGAAACGCCUUUCUUUGUUGCCAUCGAUUACGACCACCAGAGCGUCGUGGUCAGCAUUCGAGGGACCAUCAGCAUGAAGGACGUGAUAACGGACCUUCACGCCGAAGCAGAGCCUAUUCCUCUUCAGUUAACACGAGAUGAUUGGUUUGGCCACAAGGGCAUGGUGCAAACAGCUUCGUACAUUCGCAACAAGUUGGAGAAGGAAAAUUUGCUGGGACAGGCGUUUGCUCAUAAUCCGGAAAGAGGCACACCGGAUUUUCGUCUUGUUCUAGUCGGGCACUCUUUAGGCGCUGGAACAGCAGCUAUUUUGGCAUUGCUCCUCCGUCACGAGUAUCCUCAUGUUCAUUGUUACGCUUAUUCGCCUCCUGGAGGAUUAUUAAGUUUACCUGCCGCUGAGUUCACGAAAGAGUUCGUGACAUCGAUAGUCGUUGGCAAGGAUGUUGUGCCUCGGCUGGGUCUCCACCAGCUAGAAACGCUGAGAUCCAGUCUCAUGACAGCCAUCAACAAGAGCACCGAUCCAAAAUGGAAGAUUUUGGCUUCUAGCAUGCUUUGCUGCGGCCAACGCAAAGACACCGCCUCCAAAAUGACAAAUAGUCCCGUCGUAUCCAUCGAGGAAGGGGCUGGAGGAGGUUCCAAAGAUGUGCCUUCUACUGCAGGCGUCCUAACCAAACAUCCAUCCGAUACCAACAUCUCACUGUCAACUCAUCAGCCACUCUAUCCGCCCGGUCGUAUCAUUCACAUCGUUAGGCAACAUCCAAAAUCAUCCGAUAGAUCGGAUCGAAGCUCUAGCUGUCCUACAACGACCAAGGAUCUUCAACCGGAUCCCAUUUACCAGGCUUUGUGGGCCGACACUAUCGAUUUCAACGAAGUGCUCAUCUCUCCUGUUAUGGUUCACGAUCACAUGCCAGACACAGUCCUCGGCGCCAUCAACAAGGUUCUCUCGUGUCACGGGCCGUCCAAACCUCAACGAGUCACGUCGGAACCUCUGUUGAAGGAUGACCAGGCGGAUUAUCAACCGGGCCUCAUCGUCGAUGGUUCCCUCCUGAUGGCAGCCAGCAUUACUCCUUCGCCAGUCAUGGUGGCCGGCCAGCGUUCAUUUUUGGAAAAUAAUAGCUUGACAUCGAUUGACCGCAGUCCAACGAUUGGCCAACGAUCUCCCGACGUUGCCAAAGAAACGCCUUAUUCCAGUAGCGUUCCUGCCAAUUCUUGUUACAUGUUGCAACCGCCUUCGUGGUUGAAUCCUCAAGUUCGGCGAGCCACAACCAGCAAUUUGCCGGCCAUGUCAGCGGCUGGAUGGAAUUUUAAUCCUCUUCAACACUAUCCAGCUGAUGGCGAGGAUCUUUCAGAUUACAGCAAUCGAUUAUCGGCGCCCAUUGCUACUCCCGAAACACUUUCGGGCGGGUCCAAUAGCUCCGUUUCCAGCCUGGCCAAACGGGCGCACAAAUUCCUGCGAAGAGACAAAGAUGCAUCCACGAGUAAAAAAAAGGAAUUACCGAAACAGUACAGCGGCAGUAGUUCAAGCGUGUACGAAAUGACUGAAUCGAGCAGCGUCUAUUGCGCGUCUCCGAUGAGUAGCGCCAAGACGACCACCGGGCAGACGCGGGCCAGCAGGGCGCAGUUGAAGCGCGAAAUUAUGCGACUGUAUCAGAGGGCCGCAGCUGACGUGGACAAAAUCGAACAGACGCCUUCAUCCGACCAGCCUACCAGUUCAACCAGCAGUCACUCUCGAUCGGCGAGCAGUUCUAGUCAAUCACAACCUUCGCGAUUGUUCCCUGUGCUGGAACCAACUUCGCCCGUCUUCGGCUGUCGAAAUGGAAGCAAUUCAGACGAUCACAGCGGAUACGCUCUCAGUCCUGUAGCGUCACGCCCUGCGACCGCUAACGGCGUUACAGACAGCCGGCUGUCUCCUUCAGGCAGACCCAAUUUGCCUCCUUGUAACACGUCAUUCUAACGAGGAAGAAAAAUAAUUAUAAACUGCAGAUAGCUAAAAAAUAAAAAAACUGCUCCAGGUACAAAAAAAAAUGGUGGGAAAGAGAAUUUUCAAUUUUUCUCCAAUAGGCGAAAAUUGGUUUCAGCGAAGAGAUCUCCUGUUGGAUUGAAUGUCUCGAACACGUAUGUGUUUACACAGCUCUUAAGAAGAAGAAGAAGAAAAAAAAAAGGAAAGAUAUUAAAUAAGAGAGGAAUCAAGGGGAAACGGAGCUUGAACGGAAAUGGAUUGCUACGGGAUUGCAGAAGCAUGACACUUCCAAUCCCUUUUGCCCAACGCCGCGAGAAAAUUGAGUUUCGAUCGCUUUGCAAGUAGCAUGUCAGCAAGACAGGGCUCGAUGGAACAAGAUCAGUGGAGCUGCACUUCUCAGGAGCUAAGAUUGACACAUUCCCUGCCAUCCUCUUCUUCAUUGUAUUCUAGCUUCUUUUCCACUUAUUUACUCUGCCGUAGUCGUGGAGAUCGUUAAGUUGAAAAGGGAGCCGAUAAUCCAAAGGUUCCAAUGGUUUUCGACAGCCGUUACGAAUGUGUUCUCGUUUUACUGUCCUGUCAUCAACUGUUUUCAGUUGACAUUUUGAUUUUAUCUCUCCGACUUACUCGUUGUUCAUCACCGCGUUCAAGUUUUAACCGUUCCAGUGCGACGCCAAUCUUCUCUAUCGUCCGUUUUCAACUGCCUGUUCAGAACAACUGGUCCGUUGUGGACAAAUGGAUGGAAUCAUCCUUUGCAGAUGCUUUUUCUUUUGAGUUCCAGUUUGAAAUGUUUGUUGUUUUUUUCGAUUGUUUCCUGUAUUGCACAGACAUGUAGACACAAUGUGAACACCCACGACAGAAACAAACACACCCAUAAUACACGGUAACACUUA
Messenger RNA from Daphnia magna, 4660 nucleotides. It is a transcript of the gene inaE, whose product is annotated as diacylglycerol lipase-alpha. Gene Ontology annotation, cellular component: dendrite membrane; postsynaptic membrane. NCBI's taxonomy places the organism in Eukaryota, Metazoa, Arthropoda, Branchiopoda, Diplostraca, Daphniidae. The transcript is spliced from 14 exons. The coding region runs from base 615 to 3764 and encodes 1049 amino acids. Gene Ontology annotation, biological process: lipid metabolic process. The record is from RefSeq and is a predicted model, not a curated record.